UUCUCUCGUCUUGUUCCUCUGCCCCCGGACCACCCUCGCUAGCCUACGCCUCCCCCCGCUAACCUGCGCCCCCCUCCAAAAAAAAUCCCCAAAUCCCUAGGGUUUCAUUCGCCAGUCUAGGGUUAGGAUUUUCGUAUAAGAGAUGCGGGAUGUCCGCAACUGCCUGAUGAAACUAUUCUCCUCUGCUGGAGCCCUGUCGACCCGCCGCCGCCGCCGUCGCGGCGAUGUUUUAGCGGCGGCGCAGCAGGGACGCGAUGGACUGCUUUGGUAUCGGGAUCUCGGGCGGUGCGUCGACGGGGUUGAGUUCUCGAUGGCAGUGAUUCAGGCGAAUCAGGUUCUUGAGGAUCAGAGCCAGAUCGAGAGCGGGGAUUUCGGGACGUUCGUUGGGAUCUACGAUGGUCACGGUGGACCUCACGCUGCUAGAUACGUUUGUGAUCAUCUGUUUCGAAAUUUUCACGAGAUUGCAUCUGGACCACAGGGGGUAACAUCAGAUGGUAUACAAAGAGCUUUUCUGGCAACAGAGGAGGGGUUUAUUGCACUUGUUUCAGAGCUUUGGAACACCCGACCAGAUAUGGCAACUACUGGGACUUGCUGUCUUGUUGGCAUCAUUUCUCAGAGGACUCUCUAUGUUGCAAAUUCAGGUGAUUCCCGUGCCGUGCUUGGGAGAAAGGUUGGCUGUACUGGUGAGGUUGCUGCAAUACAGUUGUCAACAGAACAUAAUGCCAAUGUGGAGGCUGUGAGACAAGAACUCAAGGCGCAACACCCUGAUGAUCCUCAAAUUGUUGUUCUUAAACAUGGAGUUUGGAGAGUCAAAGGCAUCAUACAGGUUUCUAGGUCUAUAGGUGAUGCAUAUAUGAAACAUGCGCAGUAUAACACGGAACCAAUCAAUAUGAAGUUCAGACUUUCUGAACCCAUGAGCAUGCCUAUCUUGACUGCCAAUCCAACUAUCAUAUCUCAUCAUCUUCAACCAAGUGACUCUUUUCUCAUAUUUGCUUCAGAUGGCUUGUGGGAACACCUAAGUAAUGAGAAAGCCGUUGAGAUUGUUCACAAUCAUCCCCGUGCAGGAAGUGCCAGAAGGCUUAUCAAAGCUGCUCUCCAAGAAGCGGCGAGGAAGCGAGAGAUGAGGUAUUCGGACCUCAAGCGGAUCGAUAAAAAAGUUCGACGCCACUUCCACGAUGACAUAACCGUCAUCGUGCUAUUUCUGAAUCACAAUAUCACGCCCCGAGCUCACACGCAGGUGCCUCCGAUAUCGAUUCGAAGCGCUUUAGAACACUGAUUAACUAUAUGAAGGGAAGGAAUUUUAUUCGAUAAUUUUUGUAAUUUUAGCUAUAUCAUUGUUUUGAUGAUUGCAAAUAGAGAGCAUUGACCUGGAAGGAUUUAUUACUGCAGCAAAUUUAACUGUUUUUAACACUGAGAGAAUGAGAGGUGAACCAGGACUUCUGUUGGUUUUAGUUUUUUAGGCGUGUACCCUCUUGAAAGUUGAUAACGAUCUUAAUUUUACUUGAAAUUUAUUUC
Molecule: messenger RNA, 1515 nt
Organism: Asparagus officinalis (garden asparagus)
Lineage: Eukaryota; Viridiplantae; Streptophyta; Magnoliopsida; Asparagales; Asparagaceae
Product: probable protein phosphatase 2C 36
Exons: 4
Coding region: 143-1276 (377 amino acids)
Biological process (GO): protein dephosphorylation
Molecular function (GO): cation binding; protein serine/threonine phosphatase activity
Source: RefSeq, a predicted model, not a curated record